Molecule: messenger RNA, 420 nt
Organism: Hyalella azteca
Lineage: Eukaryota; Metazoa; Arthropoda; Malacostraca; Amphipoda; Hyalellidae
Product: protein TsetseEP-like
Exons: 2
Coding region: 1-420 (139 amino acids)
Source: RefSeq, a predicted model, not a curated record
AUGUGUUAUUAUGACGAAGNGGGUCAAGUGAAGAUCUGGACUGACCCUCACCCAGAUCUUCACCCCGACCCUUACUCCGACCCUUACCCCGACCCUAAAGGCGACCCUCACCUAGAUAUUCACACCGACCCUUACCCUGAUUCUUACUCCAACCCUGACCUCGACCCUUAUCCCGACCAUAAUGGCAACUCUCACCUAGAUAUUCACACCGACCCUUACUCUGAUCCUUACUCCAACCCUUACUCCGACCCUUACCCCGACCCUAAAGGCGACCCUCACCUAGAUAUUCACACCGAUCCUUACCCCGACCCUUACCUAGACCCUUACUCAUACCCUGACCUCGACCUUUACCCCAACCCUGAACCCGACCCUCAUGCAGAAAUUAGCCCCAAUUCCUGGCUGUGUGCGGGACUGAUUUAA